Penaeus chinensis is the source of this 441-nucleotide messenger RNA. RefSeq names its product methyl-CpG-binding domain protein 2-like. The transcript has a single exon. The record is from RefSeq and is a predicted model, not a curated record. The coding region runs from base 1 to 441 and encodes 146 amino acids. NCBI's taxonomy places the organism in Eukaryota, Metazoa, Arthropoda, Malacostraca, Decapoda, Penaeidae.
AUGCCUCCGCCCCCACAGCGCCGGGGAGGCCGAGGCCGAGGUGGCGAAGGGCGCGGCCGCGGCAGGGGGCGAGGAGCCGCCAGGGGCAGGGCUGGCAGAGGAGGCGAGAUGGAAUCAGACCUGAGAUCGGAGGCGCCAUCACGAGCUCCUUCGCCUCCGGCAGAGCAGACGCCGCAGGCCACGUCUUCGCCGCCGGCCACGUCUUCGCCGCCGGCCACGUCUUCGCCGCCGGCGGAGUCCGGCCGCGCGAGUAGAGCCUCCACCGUGCCGGCCGGAGACGUCGACUCGGCGAGCGCCAAGCUGCACGAGUCCAUCCCGGAUCUCCAGCGUUCGUACGACUUCGCCAGGGACGACGAGGAAAGGGAGAGGCUGAGGCAGGAGCUCGAGAGGCUCCGCAGCCAAGAGGACGAUAGGAACGCCAACCUCAGGAACCGCGGGUAG